Messenger RNA from Cricetulus griseus (Chinese hamster), 1335 nucleotides. It is a transcript of the gene Neu2, whose product is annotated as neuraminidase 2. The record is from RefSeq and is marked provisional. NCBI's taxonomy places the organism in Eukaryota, Metazoa, Chordata, Mammalia, Rodentia, Cricetidae. Gene Ontology annotation, molecular function: exo-alpha-sialidase activity. Gene Ontology annotation, biological process: ganglioside catabolic process; oligosaccharide catabolic process. Gene Ontology annotation, cellular component: membrane; cytoplasm; lysosome.
GUUAAAAGUGAGAAAAGCCGGUCCUCCCUUCUCCAUUUGGAUUACAAGCUCAAAGGGACUGCUUAUAACCUGGAGGAAUGAUCUCCGUGCUCCCGGGGGGAGCACUGCCCACAGUACGUGCAUAGAGAGGCUUUGAGAGGAAUUAAGAUCUCAGGCCCAUGGCGACUUGCCCUGUCCUGCAGAAGGAGACGCUAUUCCAGACAGGAGACUAUGCUUACAGAAUCCCUGCUCUGAUCUACCUGUCAAAGCAGAAGACCCUGCUGGCCUUUGCGGAAAAGCGUCUGACCAAGACGGAUGAGCAUGCAGAUUUGUUUGUCCUACGAAGAGGAAGCUACAAUGCAGACACCCAUCAGGUCCAGUGGCAAGCUGAGGAGGUGGUGACCCAAGCCUACCUGGAGGGCCACCGCUCCAUGAGCCCAUGUCCUUUGUAUGACAAGCAGACAAGGACCCUUUUCCUUUUCUUCAUCGCUGUCCGUGGGCAAAUAUCAGAACACCACCAGCUCCAGACUGGGGUUAAUGUCACACGGCUAUGCCACAUCACCAGUACUGACCAUGGGAAGACCUGGAGCGCUGUCCAGGACCUUACAGAUACCACCAUUGGCAGCACCGAUCAGGAUUGGGCCACAUUUGGCGUGGGUCCUGGGCACUGUCUGCAGCUGCGAAACACAGCUGGGAGCCUGCUGGUCCCUGCUUAUGCCUAUCGGAAACAACCCCCUAUCCAUACACCUGCCCCCUCUGCCUUCUGCUUCCUCAGCCAUGACCAUGGGAGCACAUGGGAGCUGGGCCACUUUGUGUCCCAGAACUCGCUGGAGUGCCAGGUGGCUGAGGUUGGCACUGGCGCUGAGAGGGUGGUCUAUCUCAAUGCUAGGAGCUGCCUGGGAGCCAGGGUCCAGGCACAAAGUCCUAACAGUGGCCUGGAUUUCCAGGACAACCAGGUAGUGAGUAAACUUGUAGAGCCUCCCAAAGGCUGCCAUGGAAGUGUGAUUGCUUUCCCCAACCCCACCUCAAAGGCAGAUGCCUUAGAUGUGUGGCUGCUCUAUACCCACCCUACAGACUCCCGGAAGAGGACCAACCUGGGUGUGUACCUCAAUCAGAAGCCACUGGACCCCACCACCUGGUCAGCUCCCACCCUGUUGGCAACAGGCAUCUGUGCCUACUCGGACUUGCAGAACAUGGGGCACGGCCCUGAUGGCUCCCCGCAAUUUGGGUGUCUGUAUGAGUCAAAUAACUAUGAAGAGAUUGUUUUCCUCAUGUUCACCCUGAAGCAAGCUUUCCCAGCAGUGUUUGGUGCCCAGUGAUCUUGCUGCAUGCGGCCCAAAGUGCUUCAAAACACCC